Trachemys scripta elegans is the source of this 8735-nucleotide messenger RNA. It is a transcript of the gene ABCA3, whose product is annotated as ATP binding cassette subfamily A member 3. NCBI's taxonomy places the organism in Eukaryota, Metazoa, Chordata, Testudines, Emydidae. The transcript has 32 exons. Gene Ontology annotation, molecular function: ATP hydrolysis activity; lipid carrier activity; ATP binding. The record is from RefSeq and is a predicted model, not a curated record. Gene Ontology annotation, cellular component: membrane; intracellular membrane-bounded organelle. Bases 399 to 5480 code for a protein of 1693 amino acids. Gene Ontology annotation, biological process: lipid transport; transmembrane transport.
CGUGAGGCGGCGCCGGGAUCAGCUGGCCGCCGAGCUGCUUUCCCCGCAGGCAGCGCAGGGCCUGGGCUGAGCCGGGAGUGGGGAUGGCAGCGGGGCCAGCGGUUGGAGUGACCUGCGCGGGGCAGCAGUGACACCCCAGCCCGGAGCGCUGCCCGGGUCACUCACCUGGUAUAUUUCGCUGCCUUACCAAAGACAUAUCUCCUCUACACGUGGAACAGACCUGCCCCCCGGUCCAAGUUCUCCAAGCCUUCUGCUCUGGGAGGUCUAGUGGGGCUAACCUCAGAAUGUCUCUCUCGUCUGCUCCUAGUGGUGGUAGUGCUGUCUCCGGUAUGGUGGCUGGAGACUGUAAGCUCUUUGAGAGUCCAGGAAAGAGGUGACACUCCCCUUCUGAUUGAAGAAUGGUCGUGUUAAGGCAGUUUGGGUUGCUUCUCUGGAAGAACUACAUUUUGCAGAAGCGACAGAUUUUGGUAACGGUCAUAGAAAUCUGCUUGCCAUUGCUAUUUGCUGCAAUCCUCAUUGCGCUCCGCCACCGAGUGCAUUCGAUCAGUCACCCCAAUGCCACCAUCUACCCCAGCCAGUCAGUGGAUGAGCUGCCAUGGUUUUUCCAUCACCGGAAGCUCAGCCCCUGGGAGCUGGCUUAUGUCCCCUCCAAUGUCACUGCUGUGAAGAGCAUCGCGGAGGCAGUGGAAAAGGCGUUGCACAUCAAUAUCAAAGCUCAAGGGUUCCCCUCGGAGAAGGAGUUUGAGGACUAUGUGAAGUUUGAUAACCGCUCGGGUAACGUGCUGGCCGCCCUCGUUUUCAAACACUGCUUCAAUCAGAGCAAGGACCCCUUGCAGCUGCAGGUUAAUUAUCAGCUGCGCUUCAAAUACAGCCCUAGGAAUGCCCCCCGGAGCGAGCAGACAGGCCUGAACCCCAACCUCGACCGUGACUGGCACACCAGCUACCUGUUCCCACUUUUCCAGUUACCAGGCCCCAGAGAAGCCAAGUUCCCUGAUGGAGGGACGCCAGGUUACAUCCGGGAAGGGUUCCUGGCUGUGCAGCAUGCCGUUGACAGAGCCAUCAUUCAAUAUCAUGCCAACGCCUCUGCCACCCGCCUGCUGGAGGGGUUCACCGUGGCCGUCCGGCGCUUCCCCUACCCACCAUACGUCAACGACCUCUUCCUCCUGGCCAUCCAGAACCAGCUGCCCCUGUUGCUCAUGCUGAGCUUCACCUACACCUCGCUCAACAUCGUCCGCGCCGUUGUGCAUGAGAAGGAGAAAAAGUUGAAGGAAUAUAUGCGCAUGAUGGGCCUCAGUAACUGGCUGCAUUGGAGCGCCUGGUUCCUCAUGUUCUUCCUCUUCCUCCUGGUGUCCAUAUUCUUCGUCACGGUGCUCUUUUGUGUCAAGGUAAGCCAGCAGGGGGCGGUACUCACCAACAGUGACCCAACCCUGGUGUUCACCUUCCUGGCCGUCUUCUCCAUCUCCUCCAUCUCCUUCAGCUUCAUGGUCAGCACCUUCUUCUCCAGAGCAAACGUGGCAGCUGCCGCUGGGGGUUUCCUUUACUUUUUCUCCUACAUCCCCUACUUCUUUAUCUCGCCUCGCUACGAUCUGAUGUCCCACAGUCAGAAACUGUCGUCCUGCCUCAUCUCCAAUGUUGCCAUGGCCAUGGGGGCACAGCUGAUAGGCAUGUUUGAAGGAAAAGGGACCGGCGUUCAGUGGCAGGAUCUCAUGAAGCCAGUCAGCGUGGAUGAUAACUUCACCUUUGCACAGGUGCUGGGGAUGCUGCUGUUGGACUCUGUCCUCUAUGGCCUGGUGGCCUGGUACGUGGAGGCCGUCUUCCCAGGGGAGUAUGGCGUGCCGCAGCCGUGGUACUUCUUCUUGACGCCCUCAUACUGGUGCGGGUCUCCCAGAACCGUCCUGGGGAAAGAGAAGGAGGAAGAGGAGGACCCGGAGAAGGCCCUGAAAAGCCAGUACAUUGAGGAAGAGCCUGCCGAUCUGGUGUCAGGGAUCAAAAUAAAGCACCUCUCCAAGGUGUUCAAAGUGGGGAGCAAGACCAAGGAGGCAGUAAGGGACUUGACCCUGAACAUGUAUGAGGGGCAGAUCACUGUCCUUCUGGGACACAACGGUGCCGGGAAGACAACCACCCUGUCCAUGCUCACAGGUCUGUAUCCUCCCACGAGUGGCCAGGCUUACAUCAGCGGCUACGAGAUCUCCCGGGACAUGGUUCUGAUCCGAAGGAGUCUGGGUCUGUGUCCCCAGCACGACGUUCUGUUUGACAACAUGACAGUGACGGAGCACCUGUACUUCUACUCUGGGCUGAAGGGCUACCCCUCGCUGAAGUGCCCGGAGGAGAUUGACCGCAUUGUGAGGCUGCUGAACCUGGAGGAGAAGCGCUGCUCUCUGUCGAAGGCGCUGUCCGGGGGCAUGAAACGCAAGCUGUCCAUCGGCAUCGCGCUCAUCGGGGACUCCAAGGUGGUGAUGCUGGAUGAGCCGACGUCAGGAAUGGACCCAGCCUCCCGCAGGGCCACCUGGGACCUCCUCCAGCACCAGAGGAGCAGCCGUACCAUCCUGCUGACCACCCACUUCAUGGAUGAGGCAGAUCUGCUUGGAGACCGCAUCGCCAUCAUGGCCCAGGGCGAGCUGCAGUGUUGUGGGUCCUCGCUCUUCCUCAAGCACAAAUAUGGUGCCGGCUACCACAUGGUGAUGGUGAAGGAGCCGUACUGUAACCUCGGAGACAUCUCCCGCCUCAUUUGUCAGUACGUGCCCAAUGCCAGCCUGGAGAGCAAUGCCGGGGCCGAGCUGUCGUUCAUUCUGCCCACAGAGAGCACACACAGGUUUGAGGCGCUGUUCACGGAGCUGGAGCAGAAACGGGAGGAGCUGGGGAUUGCUAGCUAUGGUGCCUCUGUCACCACUAUGGAGGAGGUCUUCCUCAGGGUUGGCAAGCUAGUGGACUCCAGCAUGGAUAUCCAAGCCAUCCAACUCCCUGCCCUGCAGUACCAGCACGAGAGGCGGUCCAACGACUGGGCCAUGGAUGACUCCAGCAGCCUGAGUGGAAUGACUGACAUGACUGAUGAUAGUGGGGCUUUGAUCACGGAGGAUUGCUCCAGUAUCAAAUUGAACACGGGGUUCUACCUAUGCUGCCAGCAGUUCUAUGCCAUGUUCAUGAAGAGGGCAGUGUACAGCUGGCGCAACUGGAAGAUGGUGGCAGCGCAGUUCCUGGUGCCUCUGAUUUUUACAGCCCUUGCUCUGGUUGUUGCCAAGACCUUCCCCGGGCCAAGAGAUUCUGCGCUGCUCAGGCUGACGCUGGACCCGUAUGGCAAGACUGUCGUGCCUUUCUCUGUCUCCGAGGCAUCCUGGAUCUCCCCAAGGCUGGCAGAACAGUAUGCAGUGCUGCUGGAUGCUCAAGGCCAAGUGCCCCUGGAGGUGCUAGGUGACCUGGAUGAGUACCUGAUCUCCCGAGCGGCGGAGGAGGGCGGAACUUUCAACGAACGCUACAUUGCAGCUGCUUCCUUCGAAGAGGUCAAAAACCGCACGGUGGUCACGGCACUGUUCAACAACCAGGCGUAUCAUGCCUCCGCCACUGCACUGAUGCUGGCAGACAACGCCCUGUUCCGGCUGCUGGCUGGACCCAAUGCUUCCAUCACUGUCACCAACUAUCCCCAGCCCCGGAACAUCACAGAGACAGCGAAGGACCAGCUCAUGGAAGGCCAGACUGGGUUCGCCAUUGCUAUCAACUUACUCUAUGGGAUGGCGUCCUUGUCCAGCACCUUCGCGCUCCUGCUGGUCAGCGAGAGAGCCAUCAAGGCCAAGCACGUGCAGUUUGUCAGCGGGGUCUACGUGGCCAAUUUUUGGCUCUCAGCCCUGCUUUGGGACCUCAUCAACUUUCUCAUUCCCUGUGCGCUGAUGCUGGUGAUAUUCCAAGCCUUCGAUGUGAAAGCUUUCACCCAGGACAGCCACCUCGUCGAUGUGAUGCUGAUCUUCCUGCUCUACGGCUGGGCCAUCAUCCCCCUCAUGUACCUGCUCAGCUUCUUCUUUUCAGUAGCAGCUACGGCCUACACGCGCCUCACCAUCUUCAACAUCUUCUCGGGCACAGCCACCUUCCUCGCAGUCACGAUCAUGAGCAUUCCAGAGCUGGGCCUUGUGGACCUGUCCAGAACCCUGGAUAAAAUCUUCUUGAUUUUGCCCAACUACUGCUUGGGCCAGUGCAUCAGUGAUUUCUACCAGAACUAUGAGUUCAUUCAGUUUUGCACCUCUUCCGUCGAAGCCAUCAUCAUCUGCAAAGCGUUCAAUAUCAGUUACCAGACGAAUUACUUCUCAUGGGAGACUCCAGGGAUCGGGCAAUAUCUGACCUCCAUGAGUGUCCAGGGCACCGCCUUCCUCCUUCUUCUCUUCCUCAUUGAAACUAACCUCCUCUGGAGACUGAGGACCUUAGUCUGCGGCAUCUGUAGGAGGCGGAAAUGGGCAAUGCUGCUGAACAGGAUGCCCGUGCUGCCGGAAGACCGGGACGUGGCAGAUGAGAGGAAGAAAGUUUUGGAGUCCCCGCCAGAGCUGCUGUCAUCGCUGAGCAGCCCACUGGUCAUCAAAGAGCUCACUAAGGUGUAUAACAGCAGUGAGUCCCUGCUAGCUGUGGACAGAAUCUCCCUGGCGGUCAACAAAGGGGAGUGCUUUGGCCUGCUGGGCUUCAAUGGAGCUGGCAAAACCACCACCUUCAAAAUGCUGACGGGCGACGAGAGCAUCACCUCGGGGGAUGCCUACGUGGACGGCCACAGCAUUCUGGCCAACAUCAAAAAGGUCCAGCAGCGGAUCGGCUACUGCCCUCAGUUUGAUGCCCUGUUGGAUCACAUGACUGGGCGGGAGACACUGAGCCUGUAUGCCCGGCUUCGGGGGAUUCCCGAGCGCUACAUCGGCAGCUGCGUGGAGAACAUGUUGCGAGGGCUGCUCUUGGAGCCCCAUGCAGACAAGCUAGUGAGGUCCUACAGCGGCGGCAACAAGCGGAAGCUGAGUGCCGGCAUUGCCCUGAUUGGUGGGCCUCCUGUGAUCUUCAUGGAUGAGCCCUCCACCGGCAUGGACCCUGUGGCCCGGCGCCUGCUCUGGGAUGCUGUGACCAGGACACGGGAAUGUGGAAAAUCCAUCAUCAUCACCUCCCACAGCAUGGAAGAGUGCGAGGCCUUGUGCACCAGGCUGGCCAUCAUGGUGAACGGGCAGUUCAAAUGCCUAGGCAGCCCCCAGCACCUGAAGAGCAAGUUCGGCAGCGGAUACACCCUCCUAGCAAAAACCAGGGCCGAGGAGGAGGGUGACGUGCAGGUGUUCAAGGCCUUUGUGGAGAAGAUGUUUCCAGGUCUUCGGGGCGCUGGAGAGAGCCAAAGAGAAGUUCCACGUGGAGGAUUAUUCCGUCAGCCAGAUCUCCCUGGAGCAGGUCUUCAUGAGCUUCACCCGCUUCCAGCACUGCACAGAGGAGCGAGGGAAAUGAACAGAGACCCACCUGCCCUUCUCCUGGACUGACCUGCUGCCUAUACAUAGUAUAUAGAGAGACAGUAAUUUAUAUUAUCAGCGUGUGUCUUAAAUAAUGUAUAAAUGUCAGAAAGUUUUGACCAGGGUGCGUGGGGGGUGGGGGGCAUCCUAUCUGCUCCUCAGUGCAGGGGUCACAAGGAGCAUGUGGAUGGGGGUGUGUGAAGCACAGACGGUGAAGAAGCUCGCCAACUGCUGCCUUUUGGGGAAAUCUCUGAAUUUUACUCCCUCCUUCCCAUCUUUAAACCAGCCAAGGAGAGGACAGUGCUCAGUGAUGGGGGAGCAGCCAAUGGAACUACAGAGCCGCUGGAGUUCAGUGCUCAUCUCUACACCACGGCUGCUCUGCUCCAUCGAAGGGGGGAAUCCAUGUAUCGAAUGAUCGGGGGAGGGGGUUCAGAGCUCCCCUCUGGAUCAGUGUCCUUGUCACCGAUCCUUGCACACGUCUGUGUGGGGCACUGGCAGCACACGCCUGAGUGUGUGAGAAACCGUCACUCUUCCACGUUCACUCCCAUCCAUAGGCACGGCAUCAAAAUGCAGGGGAAGGGCACCAGCACAGAGGUGGGUGCCUGAUCCUGCUCUUUGCAGUUGCAGGCAGAAUCUCUGUGGCUUUGCAGGGAGCAGGAUCAGGCCCCGUGCGUCCUUCAGGAGGGCUGCUUUGUUCCACGCUGGCAGCAGCGUGAGACACGUUUGCAUCAUAGCUGAGCAUGGGAGGAACUCUCCCGGCACCGUUCCAGAGGGUCCCCUCGCUAACAUGCCACAUAGUUGCACACGCCUCAUCCGCCCAGAAAUGCACUGGCAUAAGGACCUGGCUUUGGGACUCUCACGUGUCGAAUUGUAUUCCUUUGGGGCUUGCUGGGAUCUAAGGGGACACUGUCACAUAGCUUAGAGCCAGCACUUCACUCGGUUCAUUGGGAUCUGUUGGGGAUUAUCCUCCAGGAGCCCUUGGUGUUUAGAUGGAAAGAAGCAAAUAGCCACUGUUCAUGCGACAGACCCUGCCAAUGAACCUUCCGUCCGUUCCAUGGGGGCUGGGGGGUAGCAGCUGCUAAGAAGAACAGAGCUGUUCACGUUCUCUCUUUAAGCCUCCUAACAGCCUGUCCUGUUCUGACUUGACACCGGGGAGAGCCGUAUUCCGUACCGAGCUGGGCUGCAGCGAUUGCACACCGUCCUGGCACACAGCCAUCGGCACGAGGCAUGCUCUGUGUUGGGAGGAUGCACGACCCCACUGCCCAGGGAGCCACUAUCGGAUACAACAGUUGCCCUCUUCAGAGACCAUCCUGCCUGCUAACAAGUGAAGGAGCCGUGUCGACAUGCACUCACAGGUGCUCCGAGUUCACUGCAUGGCCUGCACUUACAUCCUUCACAGCCAGCGUUUAACAACUGUUCUGGGCUUCCAGGGGUAAACGCCCCCAUGCCCAGCACUGGGGCUGCAACCCGCAUAGAGCGGGCGCUUGUGUUCUAGAGGGGCACCCUAGAGAGCACCCUAGGGACAAUCCAUGGGUGGCGCACUGCAGAGCUGUCCAGGAAGGGUUGGGCUCUGGAUCUGUAGUAUAGACCCUGUGAGAUGCUUGUGGGUGUGGUUGGGGAGAGCCUUCCCUGGUGCAUGGUCCAGACCAGGGCAGUGAAAUUACAUUCCCAUCUGUCUGUGUCCCCCUCCCCCAGUGCACACGCCCCACAGAGUAAAUUCUGGGGGUGCAGGUAGACUAUCCCAGUAAGGACUUAGUGUGGAACAAGGGAACCCUGUUGAUCCUAUUCAGUAGGGUCGGGGUGCUCCAGGCCACCCCAGAUCCCACCCUGAGGUCAGCAUGGGCCCGUCGGUGCCAACAGGAGUGGCAUUUGCUGUCGGACUUGCACAGCACCUGCUGCAAAGAGCAUCAGCUCAGCACUGAGCCCUGCAUCUGCUGCCAGCUAGCUCACCAAAAACCACCCCGGGAGGUCAGCGCAACGCCACUGAAAAGGGGAAAGCUCCUCCUCCGCCCCCUGAAAGGCUGCCUGUUGGUGGAAGGCCCCUUUCCGUGGUUUCCAACCUGCAGCAUGGUGUGAUCUUCAGUGGAACCUCCAUGCAGAGUGCCCUGUGGGAUACGGGGCACGGCUGAUGUCUGUCGUGUCCCACUCCCUCCAAGGGAAGCUGUUACUGCUUACAUUGCUCUGCUGUGAGAAGUGGCUCAAUCUAACCCUAACUGCAGCCUGGGGACAUACAAUUUGGGACACACAUUCUGGUUCCCAAACCCCGAGCUGGGGCACUGGGAGCCAAGUCCCCAGCCCAGAUUCUGGCUCGUUCAGAUCCACAUGCUGAUUGUAACUGGUGCGAGUCUGGCCUCUACAUAGCGCCCAGACAGGGCACGGCGUUUGGUGGUCAAGGAAUAGCCACAUCCCUGCCAUGAAGAGCUUACAGUCUAAAUGGCAGAGGGGACGGAGGCAAACCAUGGGCUGGGAGGAGCAGGUUCAGGGGGUUGCCGUGUGAGAUGUAGCGCUUUGUUAGUUCCUUAAAUGUUUUAAUUAUAAUGGGCUGCCCUGGCAUAGUGGAUCCAAAAACCCAGGCUGCGGGGGUUCCGAUUGGUGCCCAACAGGAGCCCAGCUUGGUCUGACACCAGUGCUGCUAGUGGAGGCGUAGCUAUGGGGCCCUCUCCCUGCUCUCUCCUGAAGGCACUCCAAGGAGGUGGGCAACCUCUGGAUCCAAAUAUGUCAUGACUAGGACACCUCUCCACUCAGCCUGGCCUGGCUACCUCCCUAGCAAUGGCCAAACUGCCCCCAGUGGGGGCACCAUUGUGCUCCCUGCGCUGCUUGCAUAUCCCUCACCCUGCCAUGGGCCUGAUCCUGUGGCAUGCAAUGGAAGUGAUCAGUGAUUGCGGGCAGGGUUGGGCGCUCUGGCUUGCAGAGCCAUCCCUGUACGGAAGGGCCAGCUGAAGAGGCUGCAGGAGCAGCUAGUGAUAUGUUUGGGGUGUCUCAGUUUUUCUCCUUUGCCUAUAACCAGGUCUGAUUCCCAUGCUGAUGACUAGCUCCGUCCAUCUGACUGCUCCGUGAUCAGGGCAGAGCUGAGAUAUUGCACUAUAGCUACACACACGAUUGCACAUAAGGAACUAAUAUUUAUGGGCAGGACACAGAUUCCGUUUGAGUGGUUGUGUCAUUGGGGUUUUUAAUUUGUUUUGUUCCUGUAACCAGCCCCUUUUCUGUUCCGUUCCAUUCCCCCAAAUGUUACUACGAUGGUGCACCAUGUUACUGUACUAAGAAUGGCUCUGGCUCUUCACUGUG